AUGGAUCCUUUUAGCAUUACCGUCGGCGCAAUCACGCUUGCAGCUACAUUACGCUCCACAGUCAAGUUCAUUCACAAAGCUAGAAAGCUUCCUCAAGAAACAGAGAGCUUACUUCAAAACAUAGAGGAUAUUGAAGUCGUUCUGCAACACGCCGACGCACACUUUCAGAGGGCGCGACAACAUGCCGAGCCAUCCAGGCAGCAUGAGGCAACAGAGCAGCGCUUAAUUUUAAUGAUUCAGAAAGCCUCAAAAACCUUGAGUAACAUGCAGGUGCUGCUCAACCCCCUUAGAGAUGGAAAGGAUGUGUCGUCAACACCUCAGAUAUCCCAGACGGAGCCCGAAACAUCGCUGCUGGUCGAGACAGGCAAUCCUCGAGUGUCCAUUGCGCAGGGCAGUCAAAGCAGCAUACUGAAUCCAGGACCAAACAACGGCGUCAAUGGUUCAAACAAAGGAAGCCAUGUCAAGUUCCGGUGGAUGAAGCGUAGCAACUUUUCCAUUCUCACGAAGCUAAAGGAUUGCCAGUCCGAGCUGAUCAACAUCAAAUCUAAUGUGAUGCUGAUCCUGUCGGUUGCAAACUCAGCGCAAUCUGAGUCUCUCGAAGACAUGAUUGCUCGACAUUCAGACGCCGCAGCUGAUUCGUUCGCUGCCCAGCACCUGAUGCAAUAUGGAAUGCUGGAGAUACUUACCCGCCAGCACAGUAUGAUGGGUGAAGUACAAACCCACCUGCAAGCGAUAUCCCAGGAUCUGGCCGGUCGUCCUCAGGGGAGACGGACAUCAGACUCGAAUGGAGGUCCGAUCGUUACCGAGGUGGACUCCGACGAAGACGAGACCGAUAACCAACGGGUGCUCGUUAGUGCAACAGUCGACCCUCCAACGCUCCAGGAACGUCUUCCCCUAUUGCCAGAUGCUGGUGAUACUUGGUCCGCGGUGACCAGUCGAACUCGAACUAUAGAGAGAAGGGUAUCGGUUGCGGUAUCUGAUACCAAUGAGACGUCCGAGGAUUACAUCGAGCCCCGACGUACGUUCAAAGCCAAACAACGAGCCCGCAGCGCUGCAUACCAACAAUACUGCGCAUGGGGCUGUAAUUGUACUUGUCACAAAAGUCACAGUUUCGCAACUGCGCAGAAGUUGAGUCCUAUCAUUGGUAACUUGGCUUUGGAGGUCAUCUAUCCCGCGUCGAUCACAGGCCCCUGCAACCAACAUAGCUGCAGAAGACGCUCGGCACCAAUGACUCAGUUCGAAUACAAGUUCCCUAGAUGGCUGAUCAUGGCCAUGGUGUCAGCAACCUUCAGUCUCGAAAACUUGUACAGCUGCAACUUCACUAUAAGGGCCGCUAGAAUCGUCCCGGAUACAGCGCUCAUUUUUCGAUACGCGACUGAGGGUAAUUUGGAAGGCAUUCGGCGUUUAUUUGCUGAAGGCAAAGCGUCUGCUUUCGAUGCCGAUGAGAGCAAUGGAACGCAAGCUCUCGUCUAUGCAACGGAUCGAGGUCAUGUUGAUGUCUGGAGAUUCCUUCUUGAGGCGGGAGCAGACCCGUACUUUACAUGCAAGGCAAAACAUUCCACCAUGGAUGUCGCUUGCUCCAAGCUGUACACCUUCAGGGAUGGGUCGGACAUCACAAAUGAGGCUUUCGUGGCUGCCCUUAAGAAAGAUUUUGACACGGAAGAAUACCUCGAGCAAAGACAUUUUCCAUCUUUGCAUAAGCUGGUCCUGGGGAUCCACGACCUAGACUUGGAGUCUCAGUUGCGGCUUUCAACAUCUGAGAUCAACGAGCGAGACUACCAGGGGCGAACCGCUGUCUCAUGGGCUGCCAUGCGCGGAGACUUUGUCGCGCUCGAAAUCCUACUACGAUAUGGCGCCGAUCCCAACCUCACUGCCUUCAAUGGGGAUGCACCUCUACACUACGCUGUAAGGGCCACAACGCAUAGAUGUAUUGAGCCGCUGCUACGAUACGGCGCAGAUGUCAAUGCUACCAACGCCUGGCGAGUGAAUCCCUUGUGUCUUUCCGCCGCCAAUCGCGACAACCUAGAUUACGUCGUGCCAUUGUUGAAUUACAAUGCCAAUCUGGAGCUAAUGGAUAAACAUGGACGAACGRCACUGGUACGAGCCAUUAACUUGAACAGACCGAAUAUCGUGAAAUGCCUGCUUCAACAUGGUGCCGUGUUACCGGAAUGCGACCUUUGGGGUUCUCAGCCACUGGUGGCCGCUAUCGAGAAGAGAUUCACUGAAGUCGCGAACAUCAUUCUUGAAUGGUCUACACUGUCAUUCAACAAGUCCAAUGUUCAAAGUGUGCUUGAAGUAGCCCGACGAUUCGAGGACACGGAAGUAGAGCGUGCGCUCCUAGCAUUGCAAGCACGAUUCUUCGACUGA
Messenger RNA from Ramularia collo-cygni, 2367 nucleotides. RefSeq lists its product as uncharacterized. The transcript has a single exon. Gene Ontology annotation, molecular function: protein binding. Bases 1 to 2367 code for a protein of 788 amino acids. The record is from RefSeq and is a predicted model, not a curated record. NCBI's taxonomy places the organism in Eukaryota, Fungi, Ascomycota, Dothideomycetes, Mycosphaerellales, Mycosphaerellaceae.